Messenger RNA from Caenorhabditis bovis, 1230 nucleotides. The record is from the annotation of a GenBank genome assembly. Lineage: Eukaryota; Metazoa; Nematoda; Chromadorea; Rhabditida; Rhabditidae.
AUGUCAUCAAAAUUACCAAAUCGUCCAAAUCUCGCAUUAGCUGGUAAACGAGAAGCGUCUGCCCCCAAGCCAAAUAGUUCAGCGAAACGUGGAGGAACUGUAGGUCGAGGUAGGGGACGAGGACGUGGCGGAGCUCAAGAUUCUAGAGGCCCUGCAAAAAGACAAGAAUUAAUUCAAACUGGCGGAGUUUUCUCCGAAGGUCUUGGAGGCGAUUUUCCAUCGAGGCGAAAAGAAAGAGAUGCCGAUACACAACAAUUUUCUUAUAAAAAAAGCGGAAUAGCGCAACCGAAAAACGAUUUAUCGAAAUCGAACCUAAGCAAAGAAGAAAGGGAAGAAAUUUCAAAGAAAUUGACAGACGGCAAGACGUCGUUUAAAGGAUGGGAGGAGAUUUGGGAAAGUGAUGAAGAUCUCGAUGAUCAACAAUUGAAUUCCUUACGACCAAAAGGGAUUCUUUCAAGUUACAAAAAGGGAAAAUUUAUGCCAUUUGUUCUUCCGCAAGAGGAUAAACCCCAAUUUAGGAGUGUUAUUGACUCCAAUACUCCGAAUUAUGAUGAUUCUGAUGAAGAAUUGAAAGAUGUGAAUCCUGAUUUGAAAGGCGGAAUACGAAAAAAGAAGCCAACAGCUUCAGAAAUGAUUUCCAUUCUUGAAGGAUCGGCUGACAAUCUUAUCCAUCUUCAACUGCCUUCCGUUAUUGGCUCUUUGUGUCAUUUUAUGAAAAAUCAGAAGAUUGAAGAGAAUAAUGGGCAGAAUGCAAUGGAAGUUGAUGAUGAACCGAACAGAGACCUCGCCUCGUGCUCAGAUCAGAUUCUGCAGCCUGGACAGAAAAUUGGAAAACUUCAAGUCACCAAAAAGGGCAAUGUUCUUCUCAAGAUUGGCGGUCAUACAAUCAAUAUAACUUCCCGGACAACUUCCGGACGGCAGCAAGGAACUGUUCUCCUUGAAACUGAAACCUUCGAGCAGAAUACCGAUCAAUUUGGCAUAUUUUUUUUCAAGAAUCCAAUAAGGAGUGGCUCGAAUGCCUUGUAUUAUAUGGGAAACGUGAAACACAAUUUGGUUGGCUCGAUGAGUUGGUCUCAACUCAAUGAGCAUCGAAAACAGUUGGAUGAAAUUGAAGAGAAGAAGGAGAAGAGUGUGAAAGAUGUGAAGCGUCCGAAUGAAUUAUUGGAAUUAGAAGCUGCGCAGAAGAGCUGGAUGCAGAUUGCUGAUAAAUGGGCGUCUGGGCGGACUUGA